AGUGUGUGUUGUUGUCGUCCAAUGAGCGUUGAGAAAGGAAAGAAUCAGCUGUCAAACUUCGUUAAGCUCGAUCGAUUCGGUGGGUGAACCCUUGUUGUCACGUCCAAUAUUAUGAAAUAAAAUGUAAUGCAAUUUAGAAGGUGCUUGUUAUUAAGCUAAAGUUAACAUGGAAAAUGUUAACAUGGACGAGUUGAUCCCGAAGUUGAUCUCCGGCACAUACGAGGAAUUCUGUAAAAAUAUUGUUGUGUUUCUAAAAGUUUAUGAUAAAAGGACCAGGUUUGAAGAACUGGAUAGUACCUGUUUACGCGAGAAAUUAUGGAACAGAUUAUUUUAUUAUUUAACAGAUUACGUUCAUAUAGACCAACAUCAUCAUUGCUUAGCAGCUUUGAGGAUACUCAGCCGCGAUAAAACUAACUUAGAUGACUUAAUCACUGACGAUGCAAUAAAGAUUAUAUUACAAAAUGCGGGCUUGACAAAGAUAUGCGAAGGAGAACAAAUCUCAUGUACAAUCGUUACGAUAGAAUCGCUGAAGCUACUGUGCAACUUAUUAUUUAACAGCGUAAAAGUGCAACGCUUGAAAGUAUUGAUAUCUUCUUUGCCUUAUCUCAUCGAUCGGAUCAAAAGUUAUACGGAUGAUGUUCCUCAUGAUGUAAAAUUGUUCGACAUGAGAGUACUGUUUUUACUCACCGCACUAAAUACAUCCACGAGAGAUAUAGUCAAAACUGAUUUGUGUGGUGAUGUAUAUCUUAUUAAAAUAAUAGAGGAAUUUGCAGCGCACAAUCAGAAUAACGAGACACGUGUAAUUAAGGCCGAGGAGAUAACGAUAGUCUGCGAAGUUUUAAAAGUUCUAUUUAAUUUGUAUAUACAUUCAGAUAAUAUCGGGGUUGAGGAUCAAGAGAAAUAUAAGAACUUGGUGUUAAUUUUAUAUAAAUUGUUAACUUUUAAAUAUCCGGUGCAGCAAGACGAUCUUGAAAGUCACGUUGUCAAUUUGCUGACCGUGAUACCGUAUAGCUGUUAUGCGCCAAUUGUACAAGCCGCUAAGGGCAACGAUUGCAAAGAUGUAUACCAAAACAUGGAUAUGAGCGCCAUAUGCGUUUUACUUAGGUUUUUAGAUAAGAAAUUAGAAUGUAAGACACAUUUAAUAGAAAACUUCUCUCCAAUAAUUACUGCACUGGUCAGACUCGUCAAAUCAGAGAGGAUUAUUCGCAAAUACGUAAGAUUACAGAUUCUACCUCCAUUAAAGGAUGUAAUGCAUCGUCCUGAAGAAGGGACAACAUUAAGGGCUAAAUUAUGCAAAUUAUUAACAUCGCCUAUCACGGAAUUGCGCGAUCUAGUUGCGGAACUUUUGUUUGUCCUUUGUAAAGAAAAUGUUGCUCGCAUGGUGAAAUACACAGGAUACGGAAAUGCUGCAGGAAUGUUUGCUGCUAAAGGAUUAUUAGGUGGUCGUGGCCAAGCGGAAACAGCUUAUUCUUCCGAAUCGGAAGAUAGCGAAACGGAAGAAUAUCAGAAGUAUAAGGAGCAGAUAAACCCAGUAAUCGGAUGUUUCGAGGAACCCAAACCAAAUCCGUUCGAAGGCAUGACGGAGGAGCAAAAGGAAUACGAAGCUUUAAAACUAGUGAAUCUUGUUGAUAAAUUAACGAGGGAGGGAGUCGUGCGUCCUUGCCGCAUCGGCGCCGAUGGAAAACCAGAGCCGGUAGAACACGUUCUUGAAUUGCAGAACGAAUUACCGAGACAGCAGUACGGUAGAAAGGACUCGGACUCCGAAUAAAUAUGUUAUAUAUCUCCAAAAUACAGGACGAUCUGUAUGUAUAGAUGUAUCUUUCCGAAUAAAGAUAUUUAAAAAAAUUUAUUCUCUGUCGUUAGGCCCGCACCAAAUUGUCACUUUUAUUAGGUAAAUAUCAGUAACAAUCGCUAAAUUACAUAAAAUAUAUGUGAAUAUAAAUACGAAUAUCGUAUUAAAAAAAAAAUCGAGUUAAAGACCCAAGUCGAGUUUUCGCACAAAUAAAAUCGCGAUCCGAGGUGAUUACCAGUGAAUAAGAAGAAUUUGAUCUUCAGUUGAUUACUUUAUUGAAAAAGAACAAAGAACAACAUUACAAAUUAAACAAUUGGCAGGAAAUAAAAAAUAUAUAACAGUUU
Molecule: messenger RNA, 2136 nt
Organism: Temnothorax curvispinosus
Lineage: Eukaryota; Metazoa; Arthropoda; Insecta; Hymenoptera; Formicidae
Gene: ric8a
Product: synembryn
Exons: 10
Coding region: 167-1768 (533 amino acids)
Biological process (GO): G protein-coupled receptor signaling pathway
Cellular component (GO): cytoplasm
Molecular function (GO): G-protein alpha-subunit binding; guanyl-nucleotide exchange factor activity
Source: RefSeq, a predicted model, not a curated record